ACAGUCUGAGUGUGAUUAUAAAAGGUCAGCCUUCAGCCUGAGAGCAGUUGCUGUUAUCUACUGCUGCUCACAUCUAUCAGCAGGCUCUGGCAGGAAGACUCCUUCUCUUCUUUCUGCAAGAAAACCCCAGAAGCUGUAAGUUCUCCAACUGAAAAAAUGAAAAACAAAUUACCUUACCUGUCAAUGGACUGGACAAUUUUUUGAAACCCGUUUGUUGCUGGAUCUAAUGUGACAGUCCUGCGACAAAGCCUGCGCGCUGCGCCACCAUGCGGCAGAAAGCGGUAUCGCUCUUCUUGUGCUACUUGCUACUCUACACCUGCGGCGUAGUGGAAGCAGGCAAAAAACGAGACUCCAAGAACUCUGAGGACAGAGGCUCCGGGUUCUGGAGCGCGCUGACCUACAUGGCGGUUGGAGGAGGGCUCCUAGCUGUUGGGCUGCCCGCUCUGGGCUUCGCGAGCACGGGCAUCGUCGCCAACUCGCUGGCCUCCUCGCUGAUGAGCUGGUCAGCCGUGGUGAACGGGGGCGGCGUGCCCGCCGGGGGGCUGGUAGCCACGCUGCAGAGCCUCGGGACCAGUAACUUCAUGGCCAAGGCUGGUGCUGCUCUGGGCUAUGCUGUCUACACCCAGGUCCAUAAAAAGGGGGAGGAGGAAGAGGAUGAGUAGUCAGCAGCUCCCAGGAACCGAUUCCUCUUCUUCCUUGCUCCCCUUCUUCUCAUUGAAGUCUAGAGCUUUCUCUGUUAUACUCCUCAAACACACACACAAAAACAAUAAACUUCUCUCAGAAAAUG
Molecule: messenger RNA, 787 nt
Organism: Pteropus alecto (black flying fox)
Lineage: Eukaryota; Metazoa; Chordata; Mammalia; Chiroptera; Pteropodidae
Gene: IFI6
Product: interferon alpha inducible protein 6
Exons: 6
Coding region: 267-662 (131 amino acids)
Biological process (GO): apoptotic signaling pathway
Cellular component (GO): membrane; mitochondrion
Source: RefSeq, a predicted model, not a curated record